AGAAGGGAUGGGGAUGUUGGGAAUGGUGGGAAAAGGGAGUCUUGGAAGGUGUCCAAGGCCGGGAUGGGAUCAGGAUGCAAUUCCCGAGAGGAUGGAUGGGAAAAGGGAGAGGGAUUUGUGUCCUGGGAAAUCCUAGGAUGGGAGAGAUCCGGGGAGGGGCCUUGGGGGCCUUUCCAACCUCAGCCACUCAGGGAUCCAGGGAUUUGGGAAUUCUGGGAUUUGAGGAUUCUGGGAUUCAGGGACUUGGGAAUUCAGGGAUUCACGGAUUCCCUGGCUUCUCCUCCUGCUUUCCCGCAGUUCCCGUGGCCUGGAAUGCCCUGGAGCGGAUCCUGGAGCUCCCGAGCGGGGAGGGCGACGCGUCCGCUCCCACAUUCCCGGUGCGCGUGGGGCGGGAAGGCUUUGGAAGCGGGAAGCACUACUGGGAGCUGGAGCUGGGCCGGGAGCAGGACUGGGCGCUGGGAGUGCUGCGGGAGAACGCGGGAUGCGAGGCCCGGCCCAUUCCCAGCCAGGAUUCCUGGGCUCUGCGCCGAUCCCAGGGAGAGCUUUUCUCCAGCGCCGGAGCCCGUGGGCUCGGGAAGCUCCGCUGGAGCGGCUCCGCCCUCGGCGUCUUCCUGGACCUGGAUUGGGAAUGCCUGGAAUUCUACGACGUGGAGACUGCGGAGCUCCUGGAGAGGCUGGGUCUGAGCACCACAGGGAAUUCCCAGGGAAUGUUCUUCCCGUUUGUGUCCCAGGGGGAAGGGAUCAGGAUCCGCCCGGUGCCGAUCCCGGUCCCACUAAAGGGACUUUGA
Corapipo altera (White-ruffed manakin) is the source of this 788-nucleotide messenger RNA. Its product is annotated as E3 ubiquitin-protein ligase TRIM39-like. Gene Ontology annotation, molecular function: protein binding. NCBI's taxonomy places the organism in Eukaryota, Metazoa, Chordata, Aves, Passeriformes, Pipridae. The transcript has a single exon. The record is from RefSeq and is a predicted model, not a curated record. The coding region runs from base 75 to 788 and encodes 237 amino acids.